Molecule: messenger RNA, 1371 nt
Organism: Symbiodinium necroappetens
Lineage: Eukaryota; Dinophyceae; Suessiales; Symbiodiniaceae
Source: the annotation of a GenBank genome assembly
AUGGUGGAAUGGACUUACGAGCAGGCCGCAGAGGCACUUCAGGCGUGUGAUCCGGCAUGCUUGGUGGCCCCUGAUGUGCUGGACUCUUGCGCCAGGGCCAUCGCACACCCGGAGCCUCGGCGUGUACACUUUGCUCACGCAUGCCCGCGCUGUGGCGGAAAACUCGGCAAGAGAUUUGAAAGAGAAGCUAGCGUGGUGGCUUCCAGCGGUGUGGUCACUGUCAUCCAUGGUUGCUUUCGAUGUUCUGCCCGAGCGUGCCCACUUUAUGGACGGCUCAUAUGGGCCAACUUCGUGUCACGUGACAAUGUUCGCGAGUGGCUGGAUGGUCCGUCUGGCGUGUGGCCGGGCAGUCACCGAGAUGUGCGCAUGUUGUCGCCGAAUUUCGGCGUCACCAACAGCUGGCAUGAACAGUUCUCCUUGCGGAUGCUCAAGCAGCACGCAUCCUGGACGUCUGAAGCACAAGUCUUGGGUCUGGACGCAGUGUUUCCGCGGGCGGCGCCUCGCAUGCUGGAAGAGGCAUGGCUGAAGCUUCAGCUCAGAAAGCGUUGGCCUUGUGCGGACCCGUUCGUGCUCAGCGAGCCCUUCGCCAUCCAAUUUGCCAAGUGCAAAGACCAGUACGACCGUUGCAUGGCCAGGGCAUCCAGGGCACGAAGCCUGGCAGCAGGACAGCCGACAUUAAUCGUCAUCGACGGGAACCAGAAGAUGACGCGUCCCGCUUUCUGCCAGUUCUCCAUCCAGCAAGUGGAGGGCACCAAUCUGCACUACUACCAGGACUGUGGCGAAACUCGUGUCUUCAAGGGAAGGAAUCUCCUGCAAGAAACAUCUGCCGCCGCCGCCUCCAAGAGCACGCGGCAAGCGGCCCGCGGCGGAGCAAGUGCGAGUGAGCAAGCGACUCUGUUUGGCUGCGGAACCUGCGCGGCCUACAGACAGCGUCGGGGCUUCGAGGAUGUGGAUACGGACGCCUGCGGUGACUUCGUGACGUGCAGGACAUCCAAAAUGCCGCGGCGGCUCAACCGACGUUCCGGUGGCUGGCUGGUUUUGUCUCCCAGCGCUUCAUGCAGCGAUGGAUGUCCGACUACCCCCACUUGUGUUUUCCGGCCCUUUCGGUUCAUCGUGGAUCGCUUCCACUACGAAGGACACACAGACAAGUGGUGCCGUGACAACUGCUCUCCAACGCUUCCGCCGCAUGAGGAGACUCUCGAGAAUGUGAGUACAAGCGGUUGCGAAAUCUUGUUUCAGUGGUUCUCGCAGUAUAAGCACGCCUUCCGACACAUGAGCCGGCUUUUUGGCCACUUCUUCGUCACAGAGCUCGUCGACAUGCAUAACAGCGCACAGGCGGCCCGGAAGCGGCCUGCGCCGGGUGUGCGGUGA